Molecule: messenger RNA, 1540 nt
Organism: Plectropomus leopardus (leopard coralgrouper)
Lineage: Eukaryota; Metazoa; Chordata; Actinopteri; Perciformes; Serranidae
Source: RefSeq, a predicted model, not a curated record
CAGUACACUGAAGAACAAGGAGCUAUCCCCAGUUAUUGGACAGAAGGGACUCCAGGGGACAAUGACAUCUAGUGGACAGUCUGAUCACAGCCCUCACACCCUGAGGAGAGCCAAAAAGCUGGCCCCGAUCCCUCCCAAAGUCCCGUACUGCCAGUCAGGAGCCAUGUCCGACCAGUCCACAGGUCAGCCGUCUCCCGUCAGCCUGUCCCCCACUCCUCCCAGCACCCCGUCCCCGUACAGCUUCAGCUACCCGCAGGGCUACGCCACCAUCGGCUCCCCGGGUCAGAUCCAGAUGGCUACCACCCCGUCCCUCUCCUCUCCGCCCUCGCUGGCCGGGACUCUCACCAAGGCCAGGCCGACCCCGAAGCCGCCGCGGCAGAGGCCCAGCUUACCUCCUCCUCAGCCCCCCAGCACACCUGGUACCAGUCCUCAGCCUCUGGAGCACUCCACGGGUCUCCUGGACGGUUUGUCUCCGGGGGAGAGCAUGUCCACAGAUUCUCUCUGCAACUUGGACAUCCCCGUUAUCAACGUGGACCUGGACGGUAUUUUUGACUUGCCCCACAUCUCCCCCUUCAGGAACUCAGUGGCGCUGUUCGAGUCGACCAACAACAGAGCGGAGUCGGAGGAAGAGUCUGAGAGCACAGUGCUAUGACGCCACUGAGUCCCCCCCUCCCCCUCCUCUUCCUCCUCUUCCUCCUCCUCCCCCUCCUCCCCCCCCCAUCCUCGGCUGAUUAAAUCCAACACGCUUCUGCCGCAACGUCUCGCUCAAACACCGCCACGCACUCAUUCAUUGACCUUUUCACCUCUGCAGCUGGAUCCGUACAAAGAGGUCUGUUUAAAAUAACACAAAAUAUACACCGAAAAGAAAUCACGAGCGAGAAAGCUGUCGGAUGACUUUUGAUCAGACACACAUUUUCUUUUAUUUAUUUAGUGUUUUAUGUUUCUUUUUGCCUUAUUUGAUUGCAAUAUUGCCUUUAACGUCACGCACACGAGACUGAAAACAGGCUGCUGGGAGGAACGAGUGCUCUUUGCUGCUGCUGCUGCUUCUCACGAGUGAAUUUAAGAAGGAAGAACAACUCGGUACUUUACAUCUGUCAAAUCUCUUCUGUUUAUCUCCCAUCUCCAGUUCCUCCUUCAUUCCUCAGGGGUAUCAGUCGAAAUGCCUCGCUCUGGCAUGUGGUGGCAACAACCCCCCCCGAAGUUCUGUCCCACCUGAGCGUUCACUGUGAGUGUGCCAGUAUGUCGUUUUGGAAAAGUGUGUGCGUGUGUGUGUGUUUAUAUGUGUAAUUGUACUUUAUGAUGUUGCACUGUUGGUGUCGUGGAGCGUAAACGGGAAUGCAUGUUUUAGAGAUUUAGUUAAAAAAAAAACAACGACCAGGUUGCAAAGAUGUAAAAAAAAAAUCACACUUUUCUCUGUAUUGACAUCAAUCAGGAUUAUCAAUCACUUAAUAUUUAUUGUUUAUAUUGUACAUUUUCAGAAUAUAUGAUACAAUUAACGUUAUAAAUCAGAUCAGAUCAUAUUUUGUAUUAACCGGAGAGC